AUGAGGUUCUUACUCAUCUUGCUUCACCUCGCGGUGGCCUUUGCGCUGGCCAUCGUUGAGCAAACUACUAUUACCAACGAGGUCCCGAGGAUCGUUCUGGUAGAACUGACUGAACGCGCGCAACAGGCCACCACAACCGCCAACAGCGGGUUGUACGAAUCACCCACCCUCCCAACACACAACGACACAGGUGUAUCCCGCCUCCACGCCGAAGGCACCCUCGGGAACGGCAUAAAAAUCGCAGUAAUUGACACGGGCUUCGAUCUUGCAUCCCCUGGGCUCUCUCAGACACGAGUUACAUAUAACUACAACUACGUCGAGGAUGCCUUCAACUUUACAGGUGAUAAUUGCAUCAACUUCUUGCACGGGACGCAUGUUCUGGGUAUCAUUGCCGCCAAGAGCGAGGAAAGAAAGUUUGGGGUAGUAGGCGUGGCGCCGAAUGUGACGGUUGAACUGUAUGGACUUGAUCCGUGUGAAGGUGCUGCGCCGGGUGGGUUGGAUGAUUUGAUGGCUGCCAUUGAGAGUGCUAGUAGCAAGGGGGUUGAUCUUAUCAUGAUUGGGUAUGGGAUCGGGCUUGCUUUUGAAGAGGAACCCGUUGCUCGUUUGGUCAGCCAGGCUGUUGCAAAUGGGACGGCGGUGACGGUUGCGUCUGGGAAUGCCGGGCCGGGCUUGUUCACGGGCGGAUCACCCGCCAACGCCCGUGGUGCUGCGGCGAUCGGGUCGGCGGAUAAUUCUGCGACGCCGUAUUACACGUGGCGAGCCAACUUCACAUCUGGCGAUGAUGCCGGUUUUGUUCGUUACGCGCCACAGUUUCCUGCCAACUUUCCUGCUGGGAAUAACCUCACUCUAUGGAGUCCAGGCCCUGCGGAAGGGUUGCCAGAGGGGUGUAACCCCGCGCCGGGGGGCUUUGUUCCUCCCGCCGACCCGGCGCAUACCAUUAUGCUCAUUGAGGAAGAUCAUUGCUGGUUGAGUCCGGGGAAUACGUCAACUCGGCUCGCGCUUGGGUUGGGGAUUCCGUACGUGUUGCGGUAUCAAUCUGCGUCGGCUUCAGUCGUUGAUGGAAUGCAGUGGCGGCCUGGGUUUGCGGAGUAUUCCAAGGAUUACAAGGGCAUUGCUCGGAUCUCCAACGAGGAUGGACUUUUUCUCGCAAGCCUACUUUCAAACGGCUCCUAUGUACGGAUCUCCGUCCCCUCGAAUAUGUCUGAGGCCCAUGAGGAGGUAUUAUACAGAGACAAUGAUAUUUCGGGUGGUUUCGUCUCCGGGUUCUCUAGCUGGGGUCCGACGCCCGAGGGCAAGAGUUACCCGUCCUUCAUCGCGCCGGGGGAGAAUAUCCUCAGUACGUUCCUGCUGAGGUAUGGCGGUGUAGCUGUUGUCGGCGGGACGAGCAUGUCGAAUCCGUUUGCCGUGGGCGUGUACGCCCUGGUGAAGGAACGGCACCCAGACUACGAUCCGCAGCAAAUCCUCGCGGUGGUGGCGUCGACUGCGAAGCCGGUGCGGUUCAUUGAUGGUGCGAGGCAGAGGAAGGAGUUUCUGGCGCCGGUUUUUAGUCAGGGUGGUGGACUUGUUGAUGCGUGGGAUGCUGUUCACACCGCUUCGUUGGUAAAUGUUUCGAGUUUGGACUUCAAUGACACAGCGCAUCGGCCCGAAGCCCUGACGUUGAGUUUGAAGAAUACGGGGACGGAGACGUUGAAGUACGAGUUGAGACACCUGGGUGCGGCGUCGGGGUAUAUCCUGAGCGAGACGGAUCCGUACGGCUUGUCUGGUGCGGAAGGGCAUCCGGUGUAUGCGGACGUGGAUAUCUCGCCGGCAGAGGUGGAGCUUGCCCCGGGCAGAUCUAUAUCCAUCUCUGUUUCUGUCCGGUCCAACCCAUCGCUUCCAGCGACGUCUAGGGGUAUCUUCUUUGGAGGCUACAUAGAGAUCGUGUCCUCUGCAUCUGAGGCGAACACGCUCACGGUUCCAUACACCGGCUUCGGCACGGCCUUGGUCGAUAUCCCAAUGAUCAACCCCAACGCAUCGCAUCUCGUCAAAGUCAAUACCGACACACAAGUCGACACGGAAGUACCGCCCGAUACCCUCUUCACAUGCCUCUUCAACGGAACCAUCCCGAAGCCAGCGUGGCCGGUCACCUGCGACCUCGGCUUCCCCGGGUUCCGGAAGGUGUUUGUCACGGCGAGCCGGGAGUAUACCUACGACCUAGUCAGCGCCGAGACGGGCGAGGAUGUAUUGGCUGGGACGUUUAGGGGUAGUGCGGGGAAUUGGGCUGCGCCGUCGAGUUGGUGGGUUUGGGAUGGGUCAGAGGAGGAUAGGAAGUAUGUGCCGCCGGGUUCGUAUUUUUGGAGGGUAAGGGCUUUGAGGUUGAAUGGGGAUGCUGGGAGGGCGGGAGAUUGGGAUGUUUGGGAGAGUGGGCGGUGGAGGUUGGCUUAUGAUGGGCGGAGUGUUGGGCUUCCUGGGAACGCGACUGAAUUGCCGUAG
This is a messenger RNA of Colletotrichum abscissum, 2472 nucleotides long. RefSeq names its product serine endopeptidase. Gene Ontology annotation, cellular component: membrane; cell wall. The transcript has 3 exons. Gene Ontology annotation, molecular function: serine-type endopeptidase activity. Gene Ontology annotation, biological process: proteolysis. Bases 1 to 2472 code for a protein of 823 amino acids. NCBI's taxonomy places the organism in Eukaryota, Fungi, Ascomycota, Sordariomycetes, Glomerellales, Glomerellaceae. The record is from RefSeq and is a predicted model, not a curated record.